CAGAGAUUCACGUUUAGCUGAAUCCAGGGAAACUUUUCGUUACAGGUUUCAAUACCCAUCUCCGGAUUUCGUCAGGACUAGCAACAACGUUGUCUUCUGCUGGCUUUAUACGAGGAAGAAGAUGAGACCAAAACCAACGCCAAAUCCAAAUUUAUGGGGGAUUUUCCUUGUCUACUCCUUCCUGUUCUGCGCUGUGAACUCAGAUCUAGCGUCAGACAAAGCAGCACUGUUGGCUCUCCGCGAUGCGGUACACGGUACUCCGCGAUUCUGGAACCUCAACGCCAGCCCCUGCAACUGGACGGGCGUAUUUUGUUCCAGUGAGGAUGGCGGAGUGAUCGCGCUCCGUCUGCCCGGUGCUGGUCUCAUGGGCCAGCUACCCCGUGGCAUUGGCAACUUGACUCAACUCCAGACUCUGUCCCUCCGUCACAAUGCUCUGUCUGGUACAAUCCCUGAUGAUUUUGCCAAUCUCACUGCUCUUCGAUGCCUCUUCUUCAAUGGGAACAAUUUUUCUAGCGAUAUUCCUGGUUUCUUGUUCAACUUGCCGAAUUUGAUAAAACUUGAUCUUUCUAAGAACAAUUUCUCGGGGACGAUCCCGGCGAGUGUUAACAAUUCGACCAGGUUAGCUACUCUGUAUUUGGAGGAUAAUCAACUAUCUGGGUCUAUACCCGACAUUGAUAUUCCAUCGCUUAAACAAUUCAAUGUUUCAAACAACGAUUUAACCGGGAUGAUCCCGGCGAAGUUGUCAGGGAUGCCCGCGAGUGCUUUUGAAGGGAAUCUCCUUUGUGGGGCACCUCUGGGUCUCUGCAAUGUUACUGGGAGUGGUGGUGGGCACCCUGAUAAGAACUUAUCUGCGGGAGCAAUCACUGCGAUUGUGAUUGGGUGUCUGGUUGGUGUUCUGUUGAUAAUAACUAUUUUGGUAUGCUUUUGUAGUUGCGGUAAGAAAACGGAAUCAAUGGAUGUUGUGCCUGCAAAGCAGACUGAGACUGAGAUUACUCGGGUGAAGGCAGCGGAGGGGGGUGAGAGUAGAAGUAUUGAGUUUUCAGGGGCGGCCAGAGCUGAAGUUAACAAUGGUGGGAAUAAGAGUUUUCUGGUAUUUUUUGGGAAAGCAUCGAAGGCGUUUGAUUUGGACGACUUGUUAAGGGCAUCUGCUGAGGUUCUGGGUAAGGGGACAUUUGGGAUGGCGUAUAAGGCCGCUCUGGAGAUGGGGACGGUUGUUACCGUGAAGAGGUUGAAGGAAGUGAAUGUGUCGGAGAAGGAAUUUAAGGACAAGGUAGAGGUGAUCGGAUCAAUGGACCAUGAAAAUUUGGUCCCAUUGAGGGCCUACUACUAUAGCAGUAGAGAAAAGCUUCUUGUUUAUGAUUUCAUGCCCAUGGGAAGCUUGUCUGCACUUUUGCAUGGAAGCAGAGGAGGUGGCAGGACUCCUUUGAAUUGGCAGAGCAGGUCUCGAAUUGCUCUUGAAGCUGCAAAAGGGAUUGCAUACCUCCACUCCCGAGGCCCAACAGUCUCCCAUGGAAACAUCAAGUCUUCAAAUAUCCUCCUCACAAGAACAUAUGAAGCUUGUGUAUCUGACUUUGGUCUUGCUCAGCUUGCAAGUCCAACGGCUACUCCAAAUUCUGUUGAUGGUUACCGUGCCCCUGAGGUCACAGAUGGUGACGAAGUAUCCCAAAAAGCAGAUGUCUAUAGCUUUGGUGUAUUUCUAUUGGAAUUGCUUACAGGCAAGGCACCCACACAAGCUAUAUUGAAUGAGGAAGGAGUGGACCUCCCGAGCUGGGUCCAAUCAAUUGUUCAAGAGGAGUGGUCUGCUGAGGUAUUUGACCCUGAACUUCUCCGGUACCAGAAUGUGGAGGAGGAUAUGGUUCAGCUCUUGCAGGUAGCUAUUAACUGCACCUCACAGCACCCUGACGAACGCCCUUCAAUGGCUGAGGUGACAAGCCAAAUAGAGGAGAUUUGUCGCUCUAGCUCAGAAGAAGAUUUGUUCGAUGAUGUAUCUUCCCUGUAAGCUUACACUGUUGAUUAAGGUGCACCACCGCCAUCUUCAGUAAAGGAUUGAAACUGUUCAGCUAUAUCUCUCGUUGUUAUUCUGGUUUUGCUUAUGCAUGACUAGAGAUUCGAUUGUUGGUUUAUUCUUGGAUUCCAUCCCUCUAAAUUCAUAGCAAAUGCUUCUAUCUCCCAUGCAACCCUUCAUUUUUAUGUUGUAACUUCAAUAUCAUUCAAAACCUAAAAUCAAAACAUCCGCCAUGUGGACUAAUAAUAGAGGAACAUCCGC
This is a messenger RNA of Rubroshorea leprosula, 2266 nucleotides long. NCBI's taxonomy places the organism in Eukaryota, Viridiplantae, Streptophyta, Magnoliopsida, Malvales, Dipterocarpaceae. The record is from the annotation of a GenBank genome assembly.